CUGAUAGGUAGAAGACUUAUCUUGGAGCUCUGGUGAUAACGAAGUGAUAAUAAUAUCUAGGAGCAUAGGAAGACUUCGACUGUUUAACUGAACCCUAUCUUCUUUUUUCAAGUCUUUAUAAUUAUCAAGGAGAUUCAAGAAGUGAGGAGCUUGUAACUGUACCUCUACUCCUUCCGGAUCGAUGGCGAGGCUCAACUUAUUUUAUCUAUUUGUGACACUGUUAUUAUCAAUUAGUUUGAGGCCAUGUUAUGGUCUGCCGGAGAAGACGACAAGUGCUUUGUUCAUCUUUGGGGACUCCACUGCUGACCCUGGCAACAAUAACUACAUCAACACCACCGCCGGCAUGCGAGCGGAUUGGAAACCUUAUGGCCAGAAUGGUUUUUUUGAAGCCCCUACAGGACGCUUCUCCGAUGGCCGUGUCUUUGUUGAUUUUAUUGCUGAGUAUGCAAAAUUGCCGAUAAUUCCUCCAUUUUAUCAACCGUCUGCUGAUCUCACAAAUGGUGUUAACUUCGCCUCGGGAGGGGCUGGAGUUCUUCCUCAGACCAAUCAAGGGCUGGUGGUUGACCUCCAGACACAGUUAAGAUCUUUUGAAGAGGUGCAAAAGUCAUUGACAGAAAACCUAGGAGAAGCAGAGGCAAAAGCUCUUUUAUCAGAGGCAGUCUAUUUCAUCAGUGUUGGAAGCAACGAUUACGUGGCAGGUUAUCUAGGUAAUCCAAAAAUGCAAGAAUAUUUUGUGCCUGAAGUGUAUGUUGAGAUGGUCAUUGGAAACUUGACAAAUGCAAUUCAGGUGUUGUAUGAGAAAGGAGCCAGAAAAUUUGGAUUUCUCAGCUUGUGUCCUCUAGGUUGCAUGCCACUCAUGAGAGCUAGGAACCCCAAGUCCAGUGAAGGCGGUUGCUUUGAAGCAGCUUCUGGUCUUGCAUUGGCACACAAUAAUGCUUUGAAUGCUGUACUCACAAGCCUCGAGCAACUGCUGAAAGGUUUCAAGUAUUGCAAUCCUGAAUUCUAUACCUGGCUUUAUGACAGAAUUAAUAAUCCCGCAAGCUAUGGUUUCAAAGAGGGGGUGAAUGCUUGCUGUGGAACUGGACCGUAUAAUGGUGUCUACAGCUGUGGAGGCAAAAGGAAGCCCGUGGAGUUCCAGUUAUGCGAUAAUGCUGAUGAUUAUAUUUGGUGGGAUUCUGGCCAUCCAACAGAGAGGAUCCAUGAGCAAAUCGCCAAGACUUUAUGGAAAGAUGGACCUUCAGUAGGGCCAUACAAGCUAGAAGACCUCUUUUUCGACAAGGAAAAGCUCACAAUAGCUGAUUUAUUGGAUGCCCCUGAUGAAGAACACUUCCAAUACUGAAGUUCUGCCUGCCUUUAUAGUCCAAUCAACUUCUCAACGCCGUGUGGGUGUAAAGGAAUGCAUGUCCAUUACUCAGAGGGUGUCUGAGAGUGGCUUUCAUCAUUGCUAGAGUCAUUUUACCACAUACCAAACUGCCAUGUUGUAUGAAUAAAUGGAAAACGGCAUGUUUAUUGGUGUUAAUAAAGCAGCUACAAGGACUUGCCUAA
Populus trichocarpa (black cottonwood) is the source of this 1545-nucleotide messenger RNA. RefSeq names its product GDSL lipase. Lineage: Eukaryota; Viridiplantae; Streptophyta; Magnoliopsida; Malpighiales; Salicaceae. Gene Ontology annotation, molecular function: hydrolase activity, acting on ester bonds. The record is from RefSeq and is a predicted model, not a curated record. The transcript has 5 exons. The coding region runs from base 182 to 1339 and encodes 385 amino acids.